Molecule: messenger RNA, 2166 nt
Organism: Peromyscus leucopus (white-footed mouse)
Lineage: Eukaryota; Metazoa; Chordata; Mammalia; Rodentia; Cricetidae
Gene: Prrx1
Product: paired related homeobox 1
Exons: 4
Coding region: 1046-1783 (245 amino acids)
Biological process (GO): regulation of DNA-templated transcription
Molecular function (GO): DNA binding; DNA-binding transcription factor activity, RNA polymerase II-specific
Source: RefSeq, a predicted model, not a curated record
AUCAGACUUUUUUCGGUCCGAGGGAAAGGAGGAAGGAGAUUGUGAUGGAGAAAGGGGGUCUGUAAAACGUCAGGCGCCGCACAAAGGCUUUGCCACGUAAUUACAGGCUCCUAUUAAGUGGAGAUCUGCCCUCCCAGGGGUCUCCAAUUUUCUUGUAUUCCCUACAAAGCCUCCUCUCCAUGCCAGUCUGUGCCUUUUGAAGUGCCAGAGAGCUUCUUGAUCCGACUGAGAAGGGGAGAGGAACUCAACCCAGAGAGGAGAGAGAGAGAGAGAGAAGGGAAGGGGGGACCCGCCGCCCUUCUGCAGACUCUUGAAGCCCUACUUCUUUAUUUCUUAUUUUUUUUUCUCCUAACGAAAAGUAAAGUGAGAAUCCUGCUCUCUAAUACAUCUGCAAGACAUCACUCUCCUGAAAUUCUAGUCACUCCCGAGAAUCCACAGGAGUGCAGAGAGGGGAACGCGGUUUCUUGAAGACAUUUUAAAGCUGGAACAAGCCUCCUUCUGUUGGUGCUUGAACUCUUGCCGGGGAAUAACUUUUUUAACCUUUUUUUUUAAACCCACUUUGAUUCUUCUCUCCACCCCUCUUCUCUCUUCUGUUUGCCUAACUCCCCCGCCCUGCUGGCCUCCCCUUUCCUCUCUCCCCCUUAUUAUUAUUUUUAGUGUCUGCGAGUGGACGCCUUUUGAGAGUUCGAAGGGAUACUUUUUUUCUUCUUGAUUUAAGCAUAGGGUAACUUUUUUUUUUUUUUUUUUAAACUUUUUGGUGUGAAUUGUCUCUUUGGACCGCGCUGCCGGACUUGGCUUCAGGGAAGCAACCGAGGCCGCGGGAAAGUUACUGGUGCCGAAAGUUCUGCUCUUCGGAAGGGGAUUCUCUCUCUCUCUCUCUCUCUCUCUCUCUCUCUCUCUCUCUCUCUCUCUCUCUCUCUCUCUCUCUCUCCCUCCACUCCCCCCUCUUUCUUCCCCACUCGACUCCUCUCCCCCCCUCGCGCCCACAGCGUUUGGUGUUGAUUCGAGCGGGAAGAGGGGGGUGGGUGGGAUUGGAGGGGAGACCAUGACCUCCAGCUACGGGCACGUUCUGGAGCGGCAACCGGCGCUGGGCGGCCGCUUGGACAGCCCGGGCAACCUCGACACCCUGCAGGCGAAAAAGAACUUCUCCGUCAGUCACCUGCUAGACCUGGAGGAGGCCGGGGACAUGGUGGCGGCACAGGCGGACGAAAGUGUGGGCGAGGCGGGCCGGAGCCUGCUGGAGUCACCGGGACUGACCAGUGGCAGCGACACCCCUCAGCAGGACAAUGAUCAGUUGAACUCAGAGGAGAAGAAGAAGAGAAAGCAACGGAGAAACAGAACAACCUUCAACAGCAGCCAGCUGCAGGCCCUGGAGCGUGUCUUCGAGCGGACACAUUACCCGGAUGCUUUUGUGCGAGAAGAUCUUGCACGUCGGGUGAACCUCACUGAGGCCAGAGUGCAGGUGUGGUUUCAGAACCGAAGAGCCAAGUUCCGCCGGAAUGAGAGAGCCAUGCUGGCCAAUAAAAAUGCUUCCCUCCUCAAGUCCUACUCAGGAGACGUGACUGCUGUGGAGCAGCCCAUAGUACCUCGCCCUGCUCCUAGACCCACCGAUUAUCUCUCCUGGGGGACAGCCUCUCCGUACAGCGCCAUGGCUACUUAUUCUGCCACAUGUGCCAACAAUAGCCCUGCACAGGGUAUCAACAUGGCCAACAGCAUUGCCAACCUGAGACUGAAGGCCAAGGAAUAUAGUUUACAGAGGAACCAGGUGCCAACAGUCAACUGAGGAAAAAAAAUAAUUAAACAGGCCUAAGAAGAAAGCAAAAACCAUAAGAAACCUAUCCUGUUCUGUCAUUUCUUCAUCUGCUGGAAAAAAUAAAAGCAAACAAACAAAGCCAGAACUAAAAUAUUGGGACCAUGGCGGAGAAAAGCAGGAGAGGAACAAAAUGAAAAUUAGUUAACAGUGGUUCCUUCUUCCUCUCGGAUAUCAUCACCAUUUGCUUCUGUGUGUGUUUAUUGUGUUUUCCUUCUAUCCAUGCUUUGCUAAUUAUACUCCAGGCUUCUUCAGUUAGGCUCAGCCCACCCAUUCCUAUAACUGUAUGAGAAUUAAAAAAAAAAACUGCAGCAGCCAAAGAAACACACACACACACACACACACACACACACACA